AUGUUUGCGACCAAGGUUCUCCGUCAAGCUUCUGCUGCUGCUGCUCACGCUGAGCGCACUCCAUUGAUAAGGUUCAUGGGCAAGCGAUCAAUUCCUUCUUCGGUUGAUCACUCUGCACGACCACAUCCAGCAUCCCCAACCCACGAACUUCCAGCAGGAUUCGCUGAGGCUCAAAAGUCUUCCUCCUCUUCCUUCUCUUCCUACAGACAAAAUGCUCAACAACAUGGUCCACUUGGUCGCAGCGCCAGAAGUGACGGUACAAUCGGUUCUCUCUCCGGUAGAGCUUUAGGCUCCGUUGCUCCAACCAAGGGAGAAUACUUCGAUCGCAGUGAACUCCCUGCACGUUUCCGACGUACUUCAAUUGAUCUUGCCGAGAUUGAUGCCAUUGAGACUGGUGGUGCUACACUUGUUUGCUAG
Botrytis sinoallii is the source of this 417-nucleotide messenger RNA. RefSeq lists its product as uncharacterized. Bases 1 to 417 code for a protein of 138 amino acids. Gene Ontology annotation, biological process: 2-oxoglutarate metabolic process. The transcript is spliced from 2 exons. Lineage: Eukaryota; Fungi; Ascomycota; Leotiomycetes; Helotiales; Sclerotiniaceae. The record is from RefSeq and is a predicted model, not a curated record.